AUGGCAUGUUGUUCACUGAAGGACCCAGCUUUGCUUAGCGCCUACAGCCUGCUGAAGUCGGUUCAAGAGAUAGAUCCUGACUUCAAGGACAAGGUGCGCGUGCCGGUGAUGGUGAUUGUCGGAAUGCAGUCUGUGGGGAAGACAAGCCUCAUCGAAGCAAUUCUCAGAUUCCCAGUGGGCUACACAGAUCGCAACACGGGCAACCGCUGCCCAGUGCGCUACAUCAUCAGGUUUUCAGAGCAUUCUCGCUAUGUCGUGGGCGGGGAGAAGCUGCACAAUCAAGCAGAGGUCCAAAGAAAGGUCACAGAGCAUAUGAAAAGCUUGCAGAAGCGCAACAGUUUCAGCAACCAGGCUUUGACAGUUGAGAUCAGCGAUAAAGACCAGCUUGAUAUCGACAUCACCGAUUUGCCUGGCUUGCAGGACAAAGCUGAGCAAGAUUCGGAGAACAUCCGGCAGAUUGUGGAGCACUACUUGAAGGAUGAGUCAGUGAUCCCUGUCGCCGUGUGCAAGGCAGAGAAAAGCCAUGAAACACAAAUCGACUUCUCGAUGUUGGAAGACGUUGGGCUGAAUGCCAAACAUGCACUGGUGGUAAUCAAUUACUUUAACAAGCAGCUGGGUGACUUGCACUCCGUCUCUGAGUUGAAUAGCUACUGUGCUGGCUACUUGGACAAGUUCAAGCGUGUGCACUUUGUGAUGUUGCACUUCGAGGAGGGGAUUGACAAGGACAGCAUGGGCUUUGAUGAGCGACGCCGGUACGACCGGGCAUUGAUCCCAGGGGAACAAAAGAAAAUCAAUGAGAGGAUUGAGCACUUGCAGGAGAAGGAGCCUGGUGCACAGGUUAAGCCAGGAGUCCUGAAGGCCUUGGGUAUCGGGUCCGCGCUGGACGACAUGCAAAGCAGAUUGUCCGGUUUUAUGGAAUUCAACCGUACCAACCUCACGGUUGCCGUGAAGGAGAAGAUUGAGGCCUUGUUGGAGGAGUGCAAGAAUCUUCGAGAAUCUGUGGAUCUCGAUGCGGACUCCAUGUGGCAGCGAUGGGAUGAGUAUAUGCUCGACUUCCAGACCGUGUUGAAGGGCAUUUUUGAAUGCAAGCACAAUGACAUCAAGUCGGAUCUGCAAAGCAUCUGA
Molecule: messenger RNA, 1125 nt
Organism: Durusdinium trenchii
Lineage: Eukaryota; Dinophyceae; Suessiales; Symbiodiniaceae
Source: the annotation of a GenBank genome assembly